AUCUUCGAGAAAACAAUGGUCACACCACAUGUACAAGUACGCGUUCAACGUGAGCAUUCGCUUCUCUGUGAUCUUUUUCUUAUGACGUUCUUGUGGUUGAGGAUUUGUUUUUGAAAAAAAGAAAUGCAGUUUGUUCGUUGACGACAGCUCAAAGUAUGGAACCGUUUGACCUGGAUUUGUUAAAGGAAGGAAGCUGGAGCAAUGUUUUGUUCAGUUUGAGGCGUUACUCAGCUGAAGGAUACAAAUUCGCCCGAACGCGAACUCCUCAGGAGAUUAAAUCAGAUGUUCUGAGCUCCAGGCGAGUUAAACAUGUUAUCGAAAAGACUGCUGAGGAAAGAAAUACAUCGGUUGAGAAUGUCACUGAUGAAGUAAAAGCAAUUUUAGAAGAGAUGGGACAUAAUUUUAAUCUUAGUAGCAUCAGAUUAAUGGCUGUAAUGCUGCGCAAAAUACUUUGCACACUAUUCCGCCGAGUUCUGAUCAAUCGGGAAGGCCUAGAGAGGCUUAGAGAUGCUGCAAAGAACAACCCAGUUGUAUUUGUCCCAUCACAUCGCAGCUAUAUGGACUUUCUUCUUGUGUCAUUCAUCUGUUUUACAAUGGACAUUCCACUGCCAUUUAUUGCAGCUGCUGCAGAUUUCAUGAACAUGCGGGUAGUCCGUACAUUGUUCAGAAACAGUGGAGCAUUCUACAUGCGUCGUUCUUUUAUGUCUGACCCACUGUACUGGGUUGUGUUCACAGAGUACAUACAGAAUCAACUUCAGAUUGGUGAUCAACCACUGGAGUUCUUUUUAGAAGGAACAAGAAGUAGAACAGGAAAAUUUCUGCAACCUAGACUUGGUGUCCUUUCCAUGGUUGUGGAUGCAUACACAAAUGCUCGUGUGCCAGAUGUUAUCAUUUGUCCAAUCAGCAUAAGUUAUGACAGAAUUCUGGAAGAAUCACUUUAUGCAUAUGAGCUGCUAGGAAUACCAAAACCUAAGGAAUCUCUUAGAGGGUUGAUCAGAAGCAGAUCUGUCCUGACAGAGGACUAUGGAAGUAUACAUAUUCACAUUGGAGAGCUUAUACCUCUGAGUAGAUUCACAGACGGAAAGCUUAACAGGGUGGAUAAUGCAGCUAUACCAAGACAUUUGUUUCAUUAUUUGUCCAAUGAUGAGAAGAAAACCGUGAAGUCACUGGGAUACAAAGUCUUGCAUGAUCUACAAAAAGGAAUGAUUCAUUCCCCUAGUGUUCUUGUGGCUUCAAUCAUGCUGCAAAAUUUACAAGGACUCCAUUUUGAUGAGCUGUUAGAAAAAUUUACCUGGCUGAAAGAGUUGUGUCUCUUGUGGCAUAUUCCUAUAAAGUCUGCAGGUAACACGGACAGUGUAGCUUUGGUAAACGAGAGUAUCGAUUUAUUAAAAUCGUCUUUGGAGAAAACCAAGGAUGGAUUUGUGAGAAUCAGAGACAUUACCGCAAAUGCAAUUGAUGGGCCAAGUUCUUCAGGGCAAGCGGCAAAGAAGGGUGAACAUCUCGCAAAUUCCGUACGAAACGUCAAAGAUGAGGCAGCCAUACACAUGCUGCUGGCAUGUAAAAGAAAUGUUAUUUUGUGCGAUUUCUUUAGAACUGGCAUGUUUUCCCUAUCUGCGCAUAAACAGCCUUCUUCAGAAAAGCAGUUAGUUCAACUGUUUGCUGAUUUUGAAUUUUUGAUGAAACUUUUGGUGCAAGAAGUUCCUCCAGUUACUGAACAAGUCAAUGAGAACUUUGAGUACUUUCGGGAGACUGUUCAGUUAUUAGAGCACCAUGGCUCGAUAAAUAUUCGAAAUGGGAAAGUAAAGAUUCUUCAGGAGAAGGACAUCACUUUCAGUGCGGACAUAUGGAGACCUAUUUUGACAGCAUACGGGAUUACAUGUCAGUUUUUUGCCAACUUCCCUGAUGGUAUUCACGAACAACCACUGUCAGAGAUUGUAAAACAAAUUCAGGACAAGGCAGCUGAGCUUGUACUCACUGGUGAUGUGAAGUUCUACGAGGUCCUCUCGCUUGACUUGUUAAGGAAUUCUGUUAUGGCGCUGGCCGAUUUGCAGGUCUUGAAUUCAUCUAAAAGUGUUGAUGGUGCUGUAGUUAUCUCAGUUCCUAGCAGUUCAAAGGUCACGGAAACCUUGCACAAAAUAGGUGAAUAUCUCGACCUACCAUGUUCUGCUUCGACUUUGACAUUGCCCCAACUGUCAAAGCUGUGAGCGAAAAUGCUUAACUGUCAGUAAUAGUGACAGAGAUUUGCAACAAGAGCGUAAGAUGGAAACAAGAAGAUAUUUUGGAAUCGACUCUUCAACAAAAUGGUUCCAAGUUCUCGUUGAGAUACUGGUGUGCCAUCUGUGAUCGAGGAAAAAGGGUGCAAUAAUCCUUUCUAAUUGCCGUUUCAUUCAACUGACGUAAAAGGAAAAAAAAUUUGUAGUGAGCUUAAAAGAGCAAUUAAUACCAAGGUGUAGCUUAGGAGGUGGUUGUAUUUACCACUCCAUCCUUUGUGAAGAACCUAUUUUAUCAUUCCAUAUGGUUAAAACAAAAUUAAGUAGAUGGGAGUUGUAACUGACCACAGUCGGCGAAACAAUCAGUUAUGUGAAGUGCUUUAUCUAUCUCAUGCACCUGGGAGGUGAAUCACUUGAUAGGAUGUUGUUCAGUUUUUCGUAUACAGUGCAAACUGUUAGAAGUGCGUUGUUAGGAACGUCUGAGGUGACAAUCAGUUUUACGACCAUGAAAAAAUUCCUCCUCACAAUAUCAAUGAAAUGUCAAGCAGAUGAGAAUAAAGAAAAAUAUCAAUCAAGGGAUUGAUAGCUGAUCCAAUACCGAAUUCUCCAUUCUAACAAUAUGAGAACUGUAUCGGAGACAGUAAGGAGAAUUGCUGAUGAGAUCUUGGGAGUAAAAGGGUUAAGCAAACUUUUAGAAUCAGUUAUGCGAUUAUUGCUUUUCUCUGUUAUUUGAACGGCCAUUGUCAACAUAUGUUGACAACUUGACUGUGUGGAACUUAAUAUCAUUGGACUCUGAUAAAAAUUAAACAAUGAAAAGGUAGCUUAAUAAAU
This is a messenger RNA of Pocillopora verrucosa, 3041 nucleotides long. RefSeq names its product dihydroxyacetone phosphate acyltransferase. The record is from RefSeq and is a predicted model, not a curated record. Gene Ontology annotation, biological process: ether lipid biosynthetic process; fatty acid metabolic process; triglyceride biosynthetic process. Gene Ontology annotation, cellular component: peroxisomal membrane; mitochondrial membrane. Lineage: Eukaryota; Metazoa; Cnidaria; Anthozoa; Scleractinia; Pocilloporidae. Gene Ontology annotation, molecular function: glycerol-3-phosphate O-acyltransferase activity; glycerone-phosphate O-acyltransferase activity.